Messenger RNA from Drechmeria coniospora, 1044 nucleotides. RefSeq names its product C-5 sterol desaturase. Gene Ontology annotation, molecular function: oxidoreductase activity; iron ion binding. Bases 1 to 1044 code for a protein of 347 amino acids. Gene Ontology annotation, biological process: lipid biosynthetic process. The record is from RefSeq and is a predicted model, not a curated record. Lineage: Eukaryota; Fungi; Ascomycota; Sordariomycetes; Hypocreales; Ophiocordycipitaceae. The transcript has 2 exons.
AUGGAUAUCGUCCUCGAGCUCACCGACACUUUCCUGGCCGACUACGCCUACGCGUACCUCUUCCCUGCCCGCCCGGCUCCCUACGAUUUCCCCCAGACGGCGGCGGCCAAUGCCUCGGCCGAGGCCUUCUCGAACUGGGUCUACACGCCCGCCACCAAGUUCCUUCAGUUUCAGCCGUCACGGGCGGCCUACAUGACCUCGUUACCCCGCGAUGACCCCUAUCGCCAGGUAGUGACGCUGUUCUUCAUCACGUGGAUCUUCGGCAUCAUCGUUUACUUCAUCUUCGCAACCCUCUCCUACUACCUCAUCUUCGACAAGCGCACCCUCCACCACCCCAAGUUCAUCAAGAAUCAGAUAUGGCUCGAGAUCAAGCAGGCCAACAAGUCGAUGCCCUUCAUGGCCGUCUGCACCGCCCCGCUCUUCCUCCUCGAGGUCCGUGGCUACGGUAACCUCUACGACACCACCGACGAAGGCCCCGGGCUGUGGUACAACUUCCUUCAGUUUCCCCUCUUCCUUCUCUUUACCGACUUCUGCAUCUACUGGAUUCACCGAUAUCUCCACCACCCCCUCGUCUACAAGCACCUCCACAAGCCUCACCACAAGUGGAUCAUGCCCACGCCCUACGCGAGCCACGCCUUCCACCCGCUCGACGGCUUCGCCCAAUCGAUUCCCUACCACCUCUUCCCCUUCAUCUUCCCCCUCCAGAAGCUCGCCUACGUCGUUCUCUUCGUCUUCGUCAACUUUUGGUCCAUCCUCAUCCACGACGGCGAGUACCUCACCAACAACCCCGUCAUCAACGGCGCCGCCUGCCACUCGCUGCACCACUCCCGUUUCGAGGUCAACUACGGCCAAUUCUUCACCGCCUUUGAUCGCCUUGGCGGAACCUACCGGAUGCCCGAGGCCUGGAUGUUUGAGAAGGAGAAGAAAAUGUCGGAGAAGCAGUGGAAGAAGGAAUCCGAGACGGUCGAUUCGUUCGUCAAGGAGAUUGAGGGUCACGACGAGCGCACCUACGACCUGCACCUGACAUCCAAGAAGACGAAAUAG